AUGGACCAGACCAAACCCGCUCGCCGAGCUUACCACAGCGCAGGCUGGCGGCCUCGGUCCAGACUGCGAGGGAGCUGCAGCGAUUCGACUGUCCGCGACGUUCACCACUCUCACUACGGCCGAAUAUGUCCUAUCGAGACGCCGGAAGGCCCGAACAUCGGCCUGCUCGGCUCGCUGGCCACGUACGCUCGCACCAACGAGUACGGCUUCAUUGAGACGCCCUACAGGAAGGUCCAUACCGAGAUCCUCAACACCGAUCCCCGCCUCAAUGGCCGCACGUUGACAGAGGAUGUCGUGGCCGACAACGGGACCACAAUCCUCAAGAGCGGGGGCACACCCACUAGGAGCAACGGCAGGCUUACCAAGAUCAGUACUCUCUCAGAGAGAAUGAUACAAGUGGGGCCGUUCGUCUCCGAUGAUCCCGGAGACAUCGUGUAUCUGACCGCAGACAAAGAGGAAACCGUCCGUAUAGCCCAGGCCAACGCUGCGCUAGACGAGCAAGGGCAGUUCACUGAGGACCGAGUAGAAACCCGCAUGGGUGAACACGUUGGCCUCAUGGAGCCCCCGGACAGCGUCGAAUACAUGGAUGUCGCUCCGAUACAGUUGGUCAGCGUGUCGACCGCCCUGAUCCCGUUCCUCGAACACGACGACGCCAACCGCGCCCUGAUGGGCUCGAACAUGCAGAGGCAGGCUGUACCACUGCUCAGACCCGAGCCUCCGCUGGUCGGUACAGGCAUGGAGGAGCGUGUAGCCAAAAGACAGCGGACAGAUAUGGGCGACGUGGUCAAAGUUGGGGACGUGCUGGCCGACAGCUCUUCCACCGGCCGUGGAGAGCUCGCCCUCGGUCAGAACAUACUGGUCGCCUUCAUGAGCUGGGAAGGCUACAACUUCGAGGAUGCGAUCAUUAUCAGCCGCAAACUGUUGGAAGAUGACAAGUUCACAUCGAUCCACAUCGAAAAGCACGAGGUGGAGAGCAGGGACACCAAGCUCGGCCCUGAGGAGAUCACCAGAGACAUUCCCAACGUCGGCGAAGAGAGCCUCCGCAAUCUCGAUGAAGAGGGCAUUAUCCGCGUGGGUGCCGAGAUCGGCCCUGGAGAUAUCCUCGUUGGCAAGAUUACGCCGAAGGGGGAGACCGAGCUCAGCGCAGAAGAGAAGCUAUUGCGCGCGAUCUUCGGCGAGAAGGCCCGCGACGUCAAGGAUACGUCACUGCGCGUACCGCACGGACAGCGCGGCAAAAUCAUUGAAGUUCGCGUACUUAGCCGAGACAACAAGGACGAGCUACCUCCGGGUGUCAACAAGCUGGUCAGGCUCUGGGUAGCCCAGACACGCAAGAUCACCGAGGGCGACAAGAUGGCCGGCAGACACGGCAACAAGGGAGUGGUGGCGCGCAUACUGCCCGAAGAGGACAUGCCAUACCUCCCUGACGGCACGCCUGUGGACAUCAUCCUGACUCCGCUCGGCGUUCCAUCUCGUAUGAACCUGGGCCAGGUGCUGGAGACGCACCUGGGUCGAGCCGCCAGCCUGCUCGGAUUCAGGGCCGUUACCCCUGUCUUCGACGGGGCGCCCGAUACGGCAAUCGAGGACUCGCUCGGACAGGCAUGGAUUGUCGAACAGUCUGGAGCCGUAGAUCCCAGGGUGCUCCAUCAGUCCGUCGAGCGCAACAUCGACCAUGACCGAGUACGAGAGUGGUUGGUCGAAAGAGGCUACGAAUACGACUCGCUGUUCGGCGAGGGCGCCGAGUUGGGCGCGGCGCGCAGAGCCAGCAUUGAGAUCUGGCUAAAGGAAGCUCGCGGCAUGGAUAGCUCCACCCUCACUGAACAGGAGCUGUUGGACGAGGUCGCGCGGCUCAACCGCGACGAACAGGUCGCAGCGCCGAUCAUCGGCAAGACCACACUCCACGAUGGUAGGACCGGAGAGCCGUUCGACCAGCCCAUCACUGUCGGGCAGAUAUACAUGAUGAAGCUGAUCCACUUGGUCGAAGACAAGAUACACGCCCGCUCGACCGGCCCAUACUCGCUUAUCACCCAGCAGCCGCUGGGCGGUAAGGCACAGUUCGGAGGCCAGCGAUUCGGCGAGAUGGAGGUCUGGGCGCUCGAGGCUUACUCGGCCGCGUACAACCUCCAGGAGAUGCUCACAGUCAAGUCCGACGACGUGGUCGGAAGGGUUAAGACCUACGAGGCUAUCGUCAAGGGAGAAGACGUAAUCCAGCCGGGUAUCCCUGAGUCCUUCCAUGUUCUGAUGAAGGAACUCCAGAGCCUCGGGUUGUCAGUCGAACUGCUGUACGAAGAGCCGGAGACCAUGGGACUCGGCGAUUUCGAUGACGGCUUCGGGGAUGACCUCGCGGACACCCUACCCACGUUCGGCUUGAUCGGAGGGCUGGGGAACGACGAGUCCGAUCCCGUGCCUGUAACCGUGGGUAUCGGCGGUAACGUAAUCGAGUCUGAAGCUCACUCGGAGGGUGUCGCAGUCGAGUCCACGGAACCAGUCGCUGAAGAGGCCGAAGCCCCCGGCAGACGACGACUGAACUCUAAAUUGAUAGCUUUUAACCGGACGAGUCCUGACUGGAAUUCGGCUGAAAUCCGAAAGUCGGCAACUCUGAAGUAG
This is a messenger RNA of Geodia barretti, 2604 nucleotides long. The record is from the annotation of a GenBank genome assembly. Lineage: Eukaryota; Metazoa; Porifera; Demospongiae; Tetractinellida; Geodiidae.